Messenger RNA from Impatiens glandulifera, 657 nucleotides. Its product is annotated as pre-rRNA-processing protein TSR2-like. The record is from RefSeq and is a predicted model, not a curated record. Lineage: Eukaryota; Viridiplantae; Streptophyta; Magnoliopsida; Ericales; Balsaminaceae. Gene Ontology annotation, biological process: maturation of SSU-rRNA from tricistronic rRNA transcript (SSU-rRNA, 5.8S rRNA, LSU-rRNA). Bases 1 to 657 code for a protein of 218 amino acids. The transcript is spliced from 2 exons. Gene Ontology annotation, cellular component: nucleus.
AUGGAAUGCGGAGAGAAAAAUGAAAUCAGAAUCAACAGCUUCAUUGAUUUGGAAUCCGCAGAAACUGUAAGAACAUGGAAAGGGCAAGUAAGAGGAUUAGGGUUUAGAAUGGAAGGUGGUAAUGGAAUGUUAGAGCAGUUAUCAGCAGAGGGUGCCAGAUUCCUUGAACAAGGAAUUGGGUUGUUAUUCUCUCGAUGGAAUGCACUUCAGAUGGCUGUUGCAGACAAUUGGGGAGGGGGUGAUUCUAUACUGAAGUCACAGAAUUUUGCUGCAGAAGUUUUAUUAUGGUUCACCCAUCCGAACGAAGCAGUACUAUACAUAGAUGAUUUGGAAGAUAUUCUGGACGAGUCGAUGGUUUCAUUAUUCGAUUCUGAGAUAGAAGACAACAGUAUUGAAGAUAUUGCUGAGAAACUGAUGGUGAUGCAUGAAGAAUGUUUGCAGGGAAAUUAUAAUUCAAUUCAAAUAUUAUUGAAUGAUGAUGUUCAUCAUAUUAGACAGGCAGCUGCUGCUGCUGCUGCUGAUGUUGUUGAUGAAUUUGAAGCAAUGGUACUUGUGGAGAAUCCUGGGCCUCAGGCUAGAGUUGAUGAGCCUAAUGCUCCUGAAGUAGAUGAAGAAGGAUGGAGAAUAGUUGGCCCUAGAAGGAGAAGAAGGAACUAG